Messenger RNA from Thlaspi arvense, 1461 nucleotides. The record is from the annotation of a GenBank genome assembly. Lineage: Eukaryota; Viridiplantae; Streptophyta; Magnoliopsida; Brassicales; Brassicaceae.
AUGACUCUGGCUCCACUGUUAAAACUCUGUCUGCAUUCUGGAUAUGUGUGGGCUUCAGAGUCAGUUCAUGGGUAUGCUUGCAAGAUCGGUUUGGAUAAUGAUGAAUUUGUUGCCGGAGCUCUUGUUAAUAUUUAUCUGAAGUUUGGUAAGGUUAAGGAAGGUAGGGUUUUGUUCGAAGAGAUGCCUUACAGAGAUGUGGUUUUAUGGAACUUGAUGUUGCAAGCUUAUCUGGAUAAUGGAUUUGAUGGAGAAGCAGUCGAACUCUCUUCUGCAUUUCAUAGAAGUGGCUUGCAUCCCAACGAAAUCACCUUGCGUUUGCUCGCUAGAAUUUCUGGUGAUGACAUUGACUCUAAAGGAGGACAAGUGAAUUCCUUUGCAAAUGGUAAUGAUGCUUCAGAAAUAAGAUCCAAGAACCAAAAGUUGACUAAAUGUCUCAAGGCAAGCCAGUAUUCAACUCUUCUCCAAUGUUUCGCGGAUAUGGUUGAGUCCAACUUGGAAUGUGAUGAAGUCACAUUUAUUUUAGUGUUGGCUACAUCUGUUAGGUUAGAUAGUUUAGCAUUAGGGAAGCAAGUUCAUUGUAUGACACUGAAGUUAGGAUUUGAUUUGAUGCUCGCCGUUGCGAAUAGUGUAAUAAACAUGUACUGUAAACUGAGAAAAAUCGGUUUUGCCAGGACAGUGUUUCACAGUAUGAGUGAACGAGAUUUGAUUUCGUGGAAUUCAAUUAUCGACGGGUUUGCUCAAAGUGGCCUACAAGUGGAAGCAGUGUCUUUGUUUAUGCAGCUGUUACGUUGCGGCCUCACGCCAGACCAGUAUACUGUGACGAGUGUUUUAAAGGCAACUUCUUCUCUUCCUGAAAGCUUGUCGUUGAUUAAACAAGUUCAUGUUCAUGCAAUUAAAUUCAACAAUGUUGCUGACAGUUAUGUAUCUACUGCUCUGAUAGAUGCCUACUCUCGGAACAAGUGUAUGGAAGAGGCAGAGGUUUUGUUUGAGAGGAACAGUUUCGACCCCGUGGCUUGGAAUGCCAUGAUGUCUGGUUAUACCCAAAGUCAUGACGGUCACAAGACUCUGAAGCUCUUCGCGUUGAUGCAUAAACAGGGAGAGAGAUCCGAUGAUUUCACGCUCGCAACAGUGCUCAAGACAUGUGGUUCCUUGCUUGCGAUAAAUCAGGGAAAGCAAGCCCAUGCUUAUGCAGUCAAAUCUGGAUAUGACUUAGAUCUAUGGGUUAGCAGUGGAGUUUUGGAUAUGUACGUAAAAUGUGGCGAUAUGAGGGCAGCACAUUUUGCUUUCAAUAGCAUUCCUGCCCCAGACGAUGUUGCUUGGACGACAAUGAUAUCAGGAUGCAUAGAAAAUGGAGAAGAAGAGCGAGCUUUUCAUGUUUAUAGCCAGAUGAGGCUCAUGGGAGUGUUGCCUGAUGAAUUUACGAUAGCCACACUUGCGAAAGCAAGCUCUUGAAAGCUAUAA